This is a messenger RNA of Pseudoliparis swirei, 2716 nucleotides long. Its product is annotated as G2/M phase-specific E3 ubiquitin-protein ligase-like. Gene Ontology annotation, molecular function: histone deacetylase binding; histone binding. The record is from RefSeq and is a predicted model, not a curated record. NCBI's taxonomy places the organism in Eukaryota, Metazoa, Chordata, Actinopteri, Perciformes, Liparidae. Gene Ontology annotation, cellular component: nucleus. The transcript has 10 exons. The coding region runs from base 1646 to 2716 and encodes 356 amino acids.
UUGCCCCUGAUAUCACGAGGAGAGGCAACAGAUGCCCCCAUAAUUUAGAUAAUGUAAUAGCGUUUUGUUUUUGUGUCCUAUCUGAAUAUCCUGUACUCGGUAGGUACACAACAAAUCAAUACAUAUACUUUUAUUAUUAUAAAAAACAAAUAAAUAAGUUAGAAUUGUUAAUAGUUGGUUAAAUUUUUUUUAAUGAAAAUGAAGAACCACAAAUAAAUAAGACUUGUUUUUUGUUAAAAAUCUAAGAAAACACUUUGAAUCUGUAGAUAAGCCUAUCUGUAAUAGUCUUAUUAUUGACACUUGUAUGACAUUUGCUCAUAUCCUGUCAGCCUAAAUAAGUAUAUUUAUUAUUUUUGAAUAUAGUGUAAAUGUUAUUUCACAAGUGCCCCCAAUUUCCUUCUAAAUGCCCCUGGAUGUCAGUCAGUGGGGGCAAAAACUGCCCCCCUAAAAUAUAUGGAUAUUUUCUACCCUGCUCUCCACUACAUUUCAGAGAAAUGUACAUUUCACCCCAAAAUAUUUAUUUAAAAGCUUUAUCUACAUUACAACUUAAGGUUUGUUAAUACAACAAAUAUGAAGAGGUUAUUAAUUAUUAUUACAUGCUUUGUAAUAAACUUCUCAACAGUAUACACACAUAGAGCUGAAAGGAUUGGUCGAUUAAUAAAUUAGUUAAAUGACAGGACAUUUAUUUGUCUGUUUUUUAUUUUUAUUUUAAUUUAUGGUUUCUUUUUCUCAUGUUUGUUUAGUUGGACAAAACAAGUUCUCUGGUCCAAGGGUUAUGACAACUUCUGACGGGCAUGUUUCACCAUUUUCAGAACAUACACGCACGCGCACACACACACACGCGCACGCACACAAGCACACACUUGAGGGGAAAAGUCCUUUGGAUCAGAAACGAAAAUUAAACUGCCCAGUUGGGUUGCCAGGUUUGUCAAAACCCACCAUUUAUGCUUAAAUCCGUUGUUUUUCUCCAGACAUUGCAGUAAAGAAAAUAUCUGUUUUAAUCGUUUUUCAUAAAAUUAUUUUACAUAAGCAAAUAGUCUUAUUAAGAGUAAACUUUACAUUAUGAGUUUCAAGCUCCAGGUGCCAGAACAAUGUCAUAAAACCAACUCACAUUAAUAAAGUAAAAUCUCAAAAACGGAACUAGUCCUGUUGACUUACAGAGUCGUGUUGCAUAAAUUAAAAAAUGUAUUUGUGUUUAAAUUAAAUGAACACGUAACGUAUUUUAAUGUAAGCAUGUCAAAGUGUGCAUUUAGUUUAUUACAAACAUUCCAGAGGGCAGCUGUCUGAACUAAUUACUAACUCAUUUAAAAAGCACAGACCACUAGUCACCAGCCCUUUACCUCCCUCACAGCAGAAGAGGGAGGAGCCAAUCAGGGGUUAAAUGAGCACACCUGUGAGCGGAGGAACCAAUCAACGAACAACACCAGAGGUCAGCGAGAGGAGAGGAGCGGAGCGGCUGAAGGAAACUUCAUGUAGGAUUCAGUUUCUUUGCACCUUUUAGGAAAAAAAGCUUAAACUAGAGGAAGUAGGAAAGCAACGGGGAGCCGCUGAGGAACCGACUGAGACCGCGUCAAGGACCGCGUGAGGGAGGAGGAUCCCGGUGGCGAGCUGUUCAGGGGCACCUUGGAAAAGUGAACACCGGACAAUGCAUGGCUGCCACAGAGGAUCUCCUUCCUGCUUUAGGAUCCUCAAGAUAAGUCCCGACAGACCCUGCUCUCAGUUGUUUUCCUCCGGCCUCUUUUGCCGUAAUUCCCCACAGUUUGACGAUCUGUUUGGGUUCGACGUGGACGACGUGCUGACCGAGGUGAAACGAGGAAGCAAACUGAUGUGUAACAAAUGUAAGAAGAAAGGUGCCACUGCGGGGUGUGAAGUCAAGCGCUGCAAGAAGUCGUACCACUACCCGUGUGCCGUUCAAGACGGAGCUCAUAGUGUUGAGGAUGCAGCCCAGGGAGAGUUUGGGCUGUACUGCUUCAAGCACUACCAACAAAAAACACAAAGUAGGAGUCACGACGUCUCCUUAAACGGACGCCCCGACCCCUUCACUCGGUGCCGACCCGCCAAAAGAGCGAGUGAACCCGGCUCCUCUGAAGUGAGACUGAUGGACGUAUCUUCUACACAAGUGGCACAUGACUUUAUUAGUGCAUUAUUUUCAGGGGCGGAUUAUUGCACAAUUUUACAGCCUAAUUUUGACAGUUGCUCUGUCAAUGUGAUGAUUUUCUUAGAGUCAGAGUCCGACACUAAAGCGCAUUUAUUAAGUCAUGAUAUCCAUUGUGCUCCCGAGGUGUAUUGCCCCACCUGUAAGAAGACGGAAGGACACAUCAGCGUGGACAGUCUGUCCAGAAGCAUCAUCGUGUCUUAUUGUCACAAACACGCUCCUGCGACACGUCGGAGGAAUGCCAACGGGGAUUCGACUUCGGCCAGGCGGACUUUGGCCAGGCGACCGUCGGCGUGCAGCAGCGACUCCAACUCCUCUUCCAAGAGAAAGUUGAGUUUCAGAGACAAGCAGGAAGCGACCACGUCCAAACGUAGCGGCUGGAACGUCAUGUUAACGGACAAUUCUUCAAAUUCAGAUGGGAGCGACUCAGAAAUGGAUAUAUUUGCCCCCUUGGACACGGAUUUCGCCGAAAGUGCAAACUCCGUUCCAGAGGCCCGAGUUAGUCUGCUCCUCUGCCUCAGUGACGUCAUCGUGAGAGGCGGAAGAUGCUCAAUAAUCUGA